AUGUUGAGAUCUGUCCACAGAACCACCAGCGCCGCUCGGAUCGCACAAUUAGCCAAGCGGUACUCAUCGUAUGCCUCGUCGGUUUUCCCCGAUGAGCCCUCGGUUCCCCAACUCAAAACCGAGGUUCCCGGUCCCAUCGGAACUCAAUUGAACACCAAUUUGGGAGACGUGUUCGAUAAUAGAGCCGCCUACUUUGUUACCGACUACUAUAAUAGUAUAGGUAACUAUAUCUCCGAUGCCGAUGGGAACAAGCUCCUCGACGUCUAUAUGCAGAUCGCAUCCAUCGGUUUGGGGUACAAUAAUCCUGCACUCAAGCAGGUUGCAAAACUGGACGAAAUGACAACAGCUUUAAUCAACCGGCCAGCUUUGGCAUGUUUCCCAGGAGUAGAUUACCAGAAAGUGCUCGAAGACGGUAUCUUGAAAGCCGCACCUCCGGGAAUGACUAAAGUUUGGACAGCCACCACCGGAUCCGAUGCUAACGAGACUGCAUUCAAGGCAGCGUUCAUGUUGCAAGCGGCACGCGACCGCGGGUCGCGUGACUUUAACCAACAAGAGCUUAUCAGUGUGAUGAACAAUGAAGCUCCUGGCGCCUCCGAAAAGUGUAUUCUUUCGUUUGACAAGGCGUUCCACGGACGGCUUUUCGGGUCUCUUUCCACCACGAGAUCGAAGGCCAUUCACAAGUUGGACAUUCCUGCAUUUCCAUGGCCCAAAGCACCAUUUCCAGCGUUGAAAUAUCCAUUGAAAGAUUUUGAAAAUGAGAAUAAACAAGAAGAAAAUCGUUGUUUGGAGCAAUUGGAGGACAUUAUAGUUGGAAAAGGUAAAGGAAAUAUCGCUGCUUUGAUUGUGGAACCUGUUCAAUCCGAAGGUGGAGACAACCAUGCCUCUGCCAGUUUCUUUCAAGGUGUUCGUGAUAUCACAUUAAAACACAAUAUUUUCAUGAUUGUGGAUGAAGUUCAGACUGGUGUGGCCGCCACAGGAAAGUUCUGGGCCCAUGAGCAUUGGAACCUUUCAACUCCACCAGAUAUGGUGACUUUUUCAAAAAAGUUCCAAGCAGCAGGUUUCUAUUUUAGAGACCCAGAAUUACAGCCUCGCCAAGCUUAUCGCCAGUUCAACACCUGGUGUGGAGAUCCAUCCAAAGCACUCAUUGCAAGGACAAUUGUUCAAGAAAUAGAGGCAAAUAAUCUUGUUGCUGCUACUGCCUCUGUUGGAGACUAUCUCUUCAACAACCUUUCUUCGCUUUUCGAAAAGUAUCCCGGCCACGCCUCCAAUAUCAGAGGUCAGAAUAUGGGCACCUUUAUUGCGUGGGACUCACCAAAUGCUGACCAUAGAGCCAAAUUUUUGUUGGCAUGUCGUGCCAAAGGUGUCAAUAUUGGAGGAUGUGGAGAAGCUGCUAUUCGGCUCCGUCCAAGUUUGGCUUUUAAUGAGUCGCAUGCUGAUGUGUUGUGUGGUAUAAUUGAGAAUGUGUUGGGGGAGAUGUAG
Messenger RNA from Meyerozyma guilliermondii ATCC 6260, 1479 nucleotides. RefSeq names its product Uga11p (gene UGA11). The transcript has a single exon. Bases 1 to 1479 code for a protein of 492 amino acids. Gene Ontology annotation, cellular component: mitochondrion. Lineage: Eukaryota; Fungi; Ascomycota; Pichiomycetes; Serinales; Debaryomycetaceae. Gene Ontology annotation, molecular function: pyridoxal phosphate binding. The record is from RefSeq and is a predicted model, not a curated record. Gene Ontology annotation, biological process: GABA catabolic process.